Drosophila eugracilis is the source of this 1955-nucleotide messenger RNA. RefSeq names its product sodium-dependent proline transporter-like. The transcript is spliced from 9 exons. The record is from RefSeq and is a predicted model, not a curated record. NCBI's taxonomy places the organism in Eukaryota, Metazoa, Arthropoda, Insecta, Diptera, Drosophilidae. Gene Ontology annotation, cellular component: membrane. Bases 1 to 1746 code for a protein of 581 amino acids. Gene Ontology annotation, biological process: sodium ion transmembrane transport.
AUGGGGUCUAAGACAGCUUCCCCCGAUUUAGGACGAGGAUUGUGGGAAAAACCAACGGAUUAUAUAGUUGCCUGCCUAGGACUAACUUUGCAGAUGCAUCUAUUUGGUUCCAGUUUUUAUUCGCUAACUUUAGUUCUUGGAAUGCUGCCAUACUUCUUGUAUAUGGUAAUCCUUGUGGUUCCGGUCUUGGUCAUCCACUCUUUUAUGGGCCAGUUUUCGAGCAGUGGCUUUAUCUCCGCCUUUCGUCUGGCUCCGUUCUUUAAAGGCAUAGGAUAUGUGAAUCUCUUCCUGACUACCUCCUUUAUCAUUUACUAUGGCACGCAGGCUGCUAUUCCGAUUUUCUAUAUAUGGUACUCCUUUUACCCCAUUCUUCCUUGGAGUUGCGAGGGGUUAUCGUCGUGGUUCAAUGAGUCUCAAGGACUUACUACUUGUCAUUUAACAAUGGAAUCGGGCUACUCGUAUAUAAACUCUUCCAUACACGCCAAUGAUUCGAAACAUGUCCACGUACCUUCUUAUCUAUACAAUAAAUACAAAUUUAUUACUUUUCGUUACCCAACAGAGGACUAUCAGGUAGACUGGAAUUUUGUGGGCCUCUACGUUCCCAUUUGGGCAACGAUUGCAGUUAUAUUCUAUAAGUUUUCAGAGACCGCAAAGUUUGGAAAGUUCAUACGAUAUAUGGUUAUUGCAACACUGUGUCUUCUGUUGGUGUGCUUUGUGCGCAUUUCGUUUCUCCCAGGAGCCAUGAAAGGGCUGGAAAGAUAUUUUACUCCCAAAGUCCGUGAUGUGGAUAGGGGAUUCGGCCGCACAUUUUUUAUGGUCAUACAUGCAUUUGGGGCUGGUUGGGGCAGUGUGAUAGCUCUGUCCAGUUUCAAUGGGUUCAGGACCAACAUAAUGUCGUACAGUUGGAUUAUUUCCAUCGGACAGGUCAUCAUUCUCAUCAUGUUUGACCUGGUUGACUUUAUGCUUUCUUACUACUUCACAGGACUUUCUGAAGAUCAUGAUGUUAUAAGCUUGUGGAUGUUCUUUCUGUCCUCUGCUUCUGCUCUAUCCUCCAUGGGUUGGCCGAACCUUUGGACUAUUCUUUUCUAUACCAUGUUAUUAAUGGCUGGUCUUAUUGUUUUGACAACACAAAUCUUUACUAUUCUGCAAAGCUUAUUCGACGAGUUUGAAACACUUAGAAAGAGAAAAAUGGAAGUAACCUUUGGCCUUAUUGGAGGCCUGGCAGUCUGUUCCUGUGCCCAUAGCAUCGAUCAUGGAAUGAUUUUUUUUAUGGCCUUUCUGCACAAUAUUUCUGUGACACACAGCGUGCUCCACUUACUCCUUCUUUUCGUGGUUAUGUGGAUCUACGGGUGGGAACGUUUCCAGCGGGAUAUUAAGUUUAUGCUGGGGCAGCCGUUUGCCUCCUGGAAGGUUUUCACACUCUGCUUCAUAGCUCCGUUGAUUUUGCUGGGUUGUCUGGUAUCGGGAAUAAAGUUAUUGAUAGAGGAACACUAUCCGAUGUAUACAACGGUCCACACGAUUCACUAUAUACUUUUGGUGUUAUCCGCUCUGGCAAUACCUGGCUAUGGAUAUUACUACGUUUACCAGAACAGCGGCUCCUUUUGCGAGCGCUUCAGACGCACCUGUCGACCCACCGAUUGGUAUCCGGUUGUGGAGGAGCACCGCCAGCGUUACGGGGAAGCUAUAGGCCAAACGGAGGUGACCGACCACCCACUUUUUGAGCUUAUCGAUGAUGUGAAUGAAUAGGUGAUAAGAUUAUCAAAAUACAUUACAUUUUUAAACGGAUUUGUGUCCAAUAUUUGUAUACACGUAUAUACAAUAUAUAAAAAAAACUAUUUUAAGUUUCAAUGAAGAACAAUUUUUGGUAAAAUCUUUUCGGCUUGGUAUAAUUUGCACUUCUCGCUUUAAGCUAGUACAUUUUUAAAGUGCUUUAGAAAAAUGUAAAUAUUUAUUAU